CUCUCUCUCUCUCUCUCUCACUCACUCGCUUAUCACUCAGAUGAACGUGUGUUAGAAUAGAUCUCUGAGCUCAGAGAGAAAAAAGAGUUGAAGUAGAGAGGUGAGGACUCAGAGAGAGAGAUAAAGAGGAAGAGGAGAAAAAGGAGAGGACAGAGAAGAAAAUAGGAAACAGAAGAAGAGAAAGAGGACAUAGAGAGAGAGAGAGAGAGAAAGACAGGAGAGUUACUUGCUGUUCAGUGUGAAGCGGAGCUAAGAGAUCAUCACUGCUGCUCCUCAAACCCUCACUGAGGUCAGUAUGAGUGUCUCAGUGGCGACACUGACGCUGACCCUGCUGCUGUCCGGAGCUCCACCCCUCUCAGCCCUGCAGCCGGAGAACGAGGUCCCACUACGGCCCACUGCCUGGCUGACUGACCGCACACACACACCUGUCUACCUGAACACCGGACGCACUCGCAGGCUCUAUUUCACUGUGCGGAAGAAGACGCUUUCUCUGGAGCUGACCGUUAGUCCCUGUUCAGGAGCCGUGGAGUGGAGUCUGACCGCACGCUCGCUGAAGGACAAACCAGCCAAAUACACUAAAUGGAGCACCAAGAAGAGUUUUCCAGAGGUGUGGUGGAGAGGAUCUGGGAUGGAGGCACUGAUCCACAGCUACUCCGGCAGCGCAGCGGACACCUAUGAGGGUCCUGCAUAUGGUCCGGCAUCCAUCUACAUCCUGCAGCUCAAAUCCACAGAACAAGACACACAAGUGGAUGUCUAUCUUCAUGAAGGUCCUGGACCCUCAGGGGCUUUUCCUGAGCUGCCCACUGACCCCCGGGUCCACACGCUAGGGGUCGGGAUGACUAGCGUUACUCUGAGCUGGACACCAAGUCCGUCUGUCACCAAGACAUCAAAACACAGCAAGAAGCACAACUACAAGUAUUGCGUGACAGUGAACCGCAAACACAACUUCAGGAAUGUGUGCGCCGCCCGCAAGGAGUCAAGGAAGCACAGAGAACGAGGGAGGAAACAAGGGAGGAGGGACAAGCAGGAAAAAGAUGGAGGGCUACUGAAGACCUGGCAGCAGUGGGACAUGUUUGAGGAUGACGGCUCCUCUGCUGUGAUACAGGCAGACUUUGCGGAUCCAGCCUGUGUAUGCAGGGAGGUGGAGAGUGUGUGCACUGUCUCCGACCUCCUACCAGACACCCAGUACUACUUUGAUGUGUUUGUGAUUGAUCAGGUGAACAGAACGAGCGCCACAUACACUGGAACAUUCGUGCACACUCACACUGAAGCCCGUGGAGUUGUAACCCCGCUGAGGGAUGGUCAGGUGCAAUGGGUCACUCUAAGCUUGGCGUCAGAAGGUCAGAAGCGCUUCAGCUUCAGGCCCCGUGGUGGGCAGCAGAACGGCCUGCUGACCCUGCACAGUUGCAACUCAACAAAGGCUAAAGUGACCGUGUCCAGCAGGGGGCACCUGCUUUCCUCACAGGAAGUGGGGGACCAACUGGCCCAAAUCUGGCUCCAGGGGGGGCCUUCAUACCUCAUUCAGCUGCAGACACUGGACACUACAACAACACCCAAAUUGGACCCAGAAAGGUCGAAGGUGUGCAUGAAAAUGCAGGCGUCAUCAGCAUUCCACCGCCGGGGGGUGCCGGUCCUGCCGGUCACUCUGCAGUUGAAGUCCUUCAAUAAACUGCGCAGCUGCAGCUCGGUCACUUUGGCCUGGAUGGGCACGGAGGAGCGCAGCCUGUACUGUUUAUACCAGAGACAGAUCUCCAACAAACCGGACGUCACUGACCGCUGCCUGGGUCCGGAGUCGCGUCCAGCGUCAGAGCGGGUCCUCUGUAAAUACUUCCAGGAACUGGACCCACGGCGAGCAGUCACUACAGCAGUUAUUGAAGGGCUAAAUCCGGGCAGUAUGUACAUGUUUGAUGUCUAUCUGAUGAGACGCUGGGGGCUGCCCAUUAAAUACCACAGCAAAACAGUGCGGACCCGGAGAGAGUGCUGAGGAUGCAAGACCUGCACAAACGGACUCAGCGGACAGAGCGGCCUGACCGAUUCAACUGUACAGAAGCCACAAAGGCUGUUCUGCGCAGGACUGAGCUGUGAAAAGAAAACCUGGCAAAAGAAAUGAAAGGAACUACAAAAAGUUCUUAAAGGGCCUGAAACACAAAAACAAAGGAGUUUGAUGUAAAAAUAAAAACACUGUUGAACUUUCAAAAUGUACUGUUCACUGCCCAGAGCACACAGUCCAAAUUGACUCCGUCCCUUCAUCCUACAGCAGUUUAGCCCCACCCCUUAAUCCUACAGCAGAUUAGCCGCGCCCCUUAUGCCUACCGCGGUUUAGCCCCGCCCCUUCGCCCUACAGCGAUUUAGCCCCGCCCCUUCAUUUUUACAGCAGUUUAGCCCACCCCCUCAGCUUACAAUAGUUUAGCCCCGCCCCCUCUGCCUACAGCAGUUUAGCCACGCCCCUUUAUUUUACAGCAGUUUUGUCCCACUCCUCAGAAUAGAGCUCAUUUACAUAUAUCAGUCUUAAAGGCACAGUAACAGAAAUGGCCUGUAACUGUAAUGGAUGAAGAAAUGUUGAAAAAUAGAACAACCACACACACUCACACACUCACACACACUCACACACACACACUCACACUCACCAGCGAAACUGUAUUUAUUGUACGUUGUUGUUCUGCUGUCUGUUGUGUUGUUAUAUAACUGCCUGUUUGUGCUGUUUAUUAGAGGCUGUUCAGUGUCAGGAGUUUUACACAAAAGACUGCCAAACUCACAGCAGCAGCCCGCGGGCUAACUCAACCAGCACACACACACACAGAGAGAGAGAGAGAGAGAGAGAGAGAGAGACAGACAGAGAGAGAGAGACAGAUAGAGAGAGACAGACAGAGACAGAGAGAGGGGGAGAGAGACAGAG
This is a messenger RNA of Pygocentrus nattereri (red-bellied piranha), 2896 nucleotides long. RefSeq names its product neuron-derived neurotrophic factor, like (gene ndnfl). Lineage: Eukaryota; Metazoa; Chordata; Actinopteri; Characiformes; Serrasalmidae. The record is from RefSeq and is a predicted model, not a curated record. Gene Ontology annotation, biological process: extracellular matrix organization. Gene Ontology annotation, molecular function: protein binding. The transcript has 4 exons. The coding region runs from base 296 to 1984 and encodes 562 amino acids.